AUGGCCAUGGCUAGCAUCACAGACCUCCCAGCUGAGUUGAUCGACAAUAUCCUCGACCUCGCCGCGGCAGAAGUCUCCGACGACACAGCCAUCAAGUCCCUGGGUCCCAGACGGGUCGCCGACUCCCCGCCCAUCGUGCGCCAGCGAAUCAUCAACAGCCUCGCGCCUACCUGCCGCAGGUUCCACCAGUUCUUCGAACACGAACAGCACCGCGUCAUCUUCCUCACCAAGAGAGACAUCUUCCCGCGGAUGGUCAAGCACCACCGGGUGCUGGGCUCUACCGCAACCGCAAGUGUUCCAGAACACGACGCACCAACAAACUUGACUCUCAAGGGCGAUACGCGCAAGGCUGGCUUCAAGGGUAUGGACGAAUACUGGGUUCCUCUGGAUCAAGUCGGGCGUGAACGCGUCGGGCCGCAUGUGCCGUUGCAGCGCGGGCAUGGUCAUAGGCUGGGUUUGCUGGCGCAGCUAAUCCUGCUGCGGCUUCCAAACGUCGAGAGAGUCACUUUGCCUUAUUGUAUGAUGGACCUUCUUCAACCCCUGGACAUGUCAUGUGCAAAUGUGAAAUUUCGACAAAGAUUCCCACCGCGGCUCAAAUCCCUGCGCAUAACGAAAGUUGACAACGGAGAUGGGCACCCUGGAAUAGCCGGUAUGACGCCCAGCCGGUGCGGGAUCUUCGCAAAGUACGGCUACAUCAAGGAACUGCUCACCAGCGACCUACAAACGGGCCUCCCGCCCGCGGAGUUCAUCGCAUUCAGCUGGCUCACGCGCCUCGUCCUCUGGCAUUGCGCCGUCAUUGACCCGAAUCACUUAGACCAGGCCCUGAAGCGGCUCCAUAGACUGCAGACCUUCGUCUACACGGUCAAGAGCUCGCCCACUCCCAGGUGGGCUCGAUACCCCAUGUACGAACAGUAUCUGGCGGUGCGGUUCCCCGAGACCGUGACGACGCUCUGCAUCGACGCGCCGUUGGAUUAUUGGUUCGGGCGGUACGGACUGGCGCCGGUGUUUGGCGGCCUGCAGAAGCUGGAGAACCUGUGGGUGAACACGCACAAUCUGAGCAGGGCGGGGCUGGGGAACGGGGUUGGGAUUCUGGAAUCGACGAGCCGGCACGAUCGCAGCUACGACCGCAUCGAGAUUGUAGCGGGGGAAGGCGAUCUGAAGUGUUUGCCGAAGUCGCUGAAGAGGCUACACAUAUUGGGGGAGAUAGGGCGUGUUCGGGAGGAUGUGAAGUGGUUGGAGGAGGCGGUUGGUAGUGGGCGGCUGCCGAAUUUGAAGGAGAUCGCGGUGGAGACGAUAAUAGAAGAUGAGGACGGCCCGGAAGAGGGCUUUUGGAUGCGUUAUGAGGCGGAUUUGUGGGGUUUGGACGGAGAGAAGCUUGAGAGGGAGGGUGUGAGGUUCUUAGAUGAGGUCGACCCCAAACCAUACUUGUGGUAG
Molecule: messenger RNA, 1434 nt
Organism: Colletotrichum aenigma
Lineage: Eukaryota; Fungi; Ascomycota; Sordariomycetes; Glomerellales; Glomerellaceae
Exons: 2
Coding region: 1-1434 (477 amino acids)
Source: RefSeq, a predicted model, not a curated record